Exophiala viscosa is the source of this 1124-nucleotide messenger RNA. RefSeq names its product amidohydrolase family protein. Gene Ontology annotation, cellular component: cytosol; cytoplasm. Gene Ontology annotation, biological process: secondary metabolic process. Gene Ontology annotation, molecular function: hydrolase activity; carboxy-lyase activity. The transcript has a single exon. The record is from RefSeq and is a predicted model, not a curated record. Bases 39 to 884 code for a protein of 281 amino acids. Lineage: Eukaryota; Fungi; Ascomycota; Eurotiomycetes; Chaetothyriales; Herpotrichiellaceae.
CGACGCUGGCCGAGUUUGGAGAGAAUCGUCUUCAGGCAAUGGACGAUGCCGGCGUCACUUUACAGGUCGUCAGCCAUGCACCCAACAGUCUUGCCUUGGACACGGUAACUUGCGCCAAAGUGAAUAAUGAGCUCGCAGGCUUGAUCAAGUUCAGGCCUAAGCGAUUCGCCGGAUUUGCAACGUUGCCUAUGGCGCACCCCGAGGAUGCAGGCGAGGAGCUCCGUAGGUGUGUUCAGCAGUUGGGCUUCGUCGGAGCUUUGAUCGACAGCAACUGUGAAGCGAGAUUCUACGACAACGCGCACUUCUGGCCUGUAUUCAAGGCGGCCGAGGAGCUUGAUGUGCCAAAUAUUUGCACCCCUCUCCGAAUGAGCAGACCAAACAUAUUCUAUACGAUGGCAACUAUCCGGCAUCUGUUGCAGAGUGUCUCAGCCAGUAUGGCUGGGGUUGGCACCAACGAGACGGCGAUACACCUCCUGCGUCUCUUUGCCGCUGGGCUAUUCGACCGUUACCCAAAGCUCAAACUUGUACUGGGCCAUCUGGGAGAGAUGUUGCCCUUCCAGCUUGACCGUAUUGAGGGCAUCACCGCACGGCAAUGGCCCUUUUUGGGUCUCAAGCUGGAGAGGCACCUACGUCAGGUCUGGGACGAAUACGUCUGGAUCACCACUUCUGGCAUGUUUCAUCUGGCACCAAUGGCAGCGGUCUUGAGACAAUGUAAACCAGAUCGGAUCAUAUACAUUGUCGACUACCCCUUCAGCAGCAACGUUACAGGGUUGGAGUUUCUGAAGACGUUGAAGACUGAAGGGCUUGUUAGUGAUGAGGUGUUAGGAGGCAUAGCGUAUCGAAACGCUGAACGGUUGCUGAAGUUCGAAGCAGUUUCUUCAUAAUGAAUCAAUUGCAGGUACUUAUGCAGCAGAAACAUGACAGCACCAAGCACAUCGGCACCAAAAGCAAAAAGGAUAUAUCCUAAGACAUAGAGUGGAGGAAGCUGCUGAUCGGUUGUUAGGAUUUUGAAGCAUCGACUGAGGUUGGAUGUACUCACGGCAAAGGAUGGCAGACUUGCCGAAUGCGGAGGACACCGAGCCGGGUCCCAGAAAACUGGCUUCGUCAGACAGUGACCACAUCUA